UAGUAAUAUAGUUCGCUUACCAGCACUGCUUCCAAUAGAUGGCGUAACAACAAAGAGCAUUAAUAGAUUGCUCAAUGAUUAUAAUAAAAUAAUAAUGGAAUUAAGUUAGUUACAAAGUGCAAACACAAUAACAAUAUGGCUGGCAUUUAUCCCAGAGAGGCGGUACGCGUCAAAGUUAAGAAAAAUGAAGCCACCAGACCGCCAGAAUGGCGUAAAUUCUCUGUGGAUCCACAAAUCACCACAUUGGAGGUACUCUACUCAUUGUUGGCGAAGGCCUUUGACAUUAAAUCUGACUUUGCCAUCAAGUACAAGGCCUUCGAUCCAGCUGGCAAUGAAAUCUAUCUUGCUGUGCUCUCCGAUUGGGAUUUGGACGCUGCAUUUCUUCGCAUACACAAUAUAUCCAUACAAACCUCCUCAGAACCGUGUCUAAUGCUGCAAAUCGAUGUAAAACCCUUUACCGUAGUGCGUGAAUGUGACACAAGCAACGACACAAGCGCUUCGGAGCGCCGAGUCUCCAGCAACAGCUCUGCAUCCUUGUCCGCUAGCGUCUCGCCUCUGCAGUCUCUGGGCGUCUCGCAGAAGUAUGUACAACAUAUGCAAACAAAACUGCCGGGCCUGAUUAUGAAUCAAAUGGAAAAGACCUUUUCCAUAGUGCAGAAGGCCUUCAAUCUAUCCGACGAGCACAUGGCCAAUUUGCCCCCACGUCCGCCCAUGUGUGACAGUGAGUUUCGUUUAUUCCUCGAUGCGUUGGGACAGAUUCAGCGCAACGAUGAGCUGCGCAAAAUUAUCUUUUUGGGCGGAAUUGAGCCCAGUUUGCGACGUGUUGUCUGGAAGCACUUACUCAACGUGUAUCCCAGCGGUGUGCAUGGCCUGCCCAUGGAUGGGCAUCAGCGUAUGGAGUUUAUGCGUCGCAAAUCGGAGCAAUAUUGCAAGCUGCGCGAUACGUGGAAGACGGCGGUGCAACGUGGCAAUGUGGCCGGUGAGCUAGCGUAUGUGACGAGCAUGGUGAAGAAGGAUGUGCUGCGCACGGAUCGAUUGCAUCCGUUCUAUGCAGGCAGUGAUGACAAUCAGAACAUUGCGUCAUUGUUCAACAUACUGACCACAUAUGCACUGAAUCAUCCGGUGGUCAGCUAUUGCCAGGGCAUGUCAGACAUCGCAUCACCGCUGCUCGUCACCAUGAAUGACGAGGCACAGGCCUAUAUUUGCUUCUGUGCGAUCAUGGCGAGAGUGCGGGGUAAUUUUAUGCUCGAUGGCGUUGCCAUGACACAGAAGUUUGCCCAUCUCACGGAGGCAUUGAGUUUCUAUGAUCCGGAAUUCUGGGAGUAUCUCAAAUCGCAGCAAGCAGAUGAUUUGUUGUUCUGCUAUCGCUGGUUGCUGUUGGAGUUGAAGCGGGAGUUUCCCUUCGAAGAUGCGCUGCGCAUGCUGGAGGUGCAAUGGAGCUCCUUUUGCUAUGACAACAAUGGCACCAAGGAAUUGUCACUUUUCGAUAAGGAAUUUGUGCCUGUUGCGGAGGCUUCGGCGCCGAAUAGUGCGAGCACUUUCUCAACCUCGUACAGCGCCACUCCAACAAGUCCUUCGUAUCUGCUGACCAAGCCACGAGAGAAUCCUUAUACCAAAGUGUGCGCAUUGCGGCGACAAAGCUCCUCGGCAUCGUUGAGUUCACUCAGCUCCUCGUUGGGUACAACAGCUGGCGGCAAUAAUGCGCUGGACAACUCGAAGCGACUGAAUCACAGUCUGGAUGACAAUAUGUCACGGCAUGCAGCGCGUCGACAGCGACGCGUCUCGUCCAAGGCACAUCAGAGCUUGGAUGAGUCGAAAAUGUUGGCUCUAAUCGAAGGUGGCGUUGCCGAAAGCAAUGCGAAGUCAGUGCAGGAAUUGUCGGCUAGCGAGGACACCGAUGACGAUGUGUUUGAUCGCAAGGAAGAGUUGUUGUCAGCAUCGCCGCCGCAGUUCCAUGAAACGAAUCCCUUUAAGGAUGACGCACUGCAACCGAAUCAUAACAAUAAUCCGAAUGCCGCACGCGCCUUUUUAAGCAGUUCGUCUUCGUCAUCCAAUCAGCUGGAGGGAGCAAAGGAGAGGGAGAGUAGUAUGGCCGAUAGAAAGGCCCAAGGCUUGGCCAAGUUGCAGCAGAAGAGCAUUCUCAAUGUAAGCAAUAUCAUUGCCAAGCAAUUGGCAUCCAAUGCCACCACAGUCAGUGAAAGCGUCAAACGCGUCAGCACCACAAGCGGCGGUCAUUUUAAGGAUCUCAAGGAGAAAAUUGCGGCCACCAGUCGCAUGGGCAUGUCAUUUGAUGGCGGCGGCGGUGGCGACGAUAGCACCACUAAUAAGACGCCACCCAAACUGGUCAAGAACUUUAACGAAUUUCUCAACUUUGCAACGAUUAACAAAAAUCGCAUUUCGGAUCGUUUGGCAACGCAGCUGCAAAUCAGCGAAAAGCCACAGCAGCAAAUACAACAACUGCAACAGCACAUCAGCAAACCAGUGGUGCAGUUGACCAAGAGCGGACAUCUGGGGAGUUCGCUAGAUGAAUCCGAUUCCUCGUCCAUUCCCGAGACCAGCUGGAGCGCCUCAACAGCAGCCACAGCCAUUCAACAGGCGCAGGAACUUAGUAGCUACAGUCUACAGCUCGAUCUCAAUGCACAGCAACCAGAAGAAAGCACACCCGAUCAGGAUCAAGAUCAAGAGUAUUAUCCCAUGACAAACGCCAUAACGCGUGAACUUCGACUUGAGGCUGAGAACUUGGAUCGUCAAGUGUUUGGACUGCCGUUUACGGAAAAGCAAAUACCCGUCACUGUUGUCGAUGACAUUGAGUACGAGAAACUCGACAAGGACACACUCGACAUGGUCGACGAUCUGAAGGAGAAUGAGAUUAUCACCUGCCCCGAUGUGAGUGAGUUGCACAUGCGACGACGACAGCGUUUGACUGCCGCUAAAAGCAACAGCGUGCAACCACCUGAUACGCACACGGCAAACCCCUUCAUCGAGGACAAUUUGCUCUUGGAUGGCAGCGGCGGCGUCAUGCGCAACAGCAGCAGCAUGCCCGAGGUCAUAAUGCCCAUCUCAACGGAACCCAAUCGUGUGGCAGCACCCGCCAUGGUGGAGAUUGCAACGAAUGCGGACGAUGAGAGCGCCUACACAUCCUACUCACGGUCACCGAAUCGCGCCACUUCCUCGCCAAUGAACGGAUUGAAUAGUUCGGCAGCAGCAUUGCCGCCGCCCAGUGAAUUUGGUGGUGGCAAUGCGUUCCUGAUGUUUCUCUGCCUGACGCUGUUGCUGCAACAUCGCAACACGAUCAUAAAGGCGGCCAUGGAUUACAAUGAGAUUGCGAUGCACUUCGAUAAGAUGGUGCGCAAACAUGAUGUGACCCGUGUGCUCAAUCAGGCCAGACGCAUGUACUCCGAGUAUCUGCAGGCACAACGUAGAGAACCGCGGAGCAGCAGCAGAGGCGCUAGCAACACUACAGAAGCCACAAACUAGUCGAAGAAUUGUUAACGAAUUUGAUGAUGAUGAUGAUGAUGAGAAUCCAGCACGUACUUGUUGAAAUUAUGUAUUGCUCACCAAAGUUUUAAUUUGUAACUAUUAUUUUGUUAUUUGCCAAGCCGAACAAACCAUAAAUGGUUAUGUUGCCAAACGUAUCUCUGAUUUCCCUAUUCGAUUUUAUUUCAUUUGUAUCUCAACAGCAUUUUCUUCACACAAAAAAUGUACUUAUGAUAGAGAGAAUGAUAGCGCAAAGAAUCUGUAUUCAAUUCGCUUACAAUUUCCAAGAACACAAACGAAGAGUCUUAAACUAAACCAUUUACUUAAUGUAUAUCUUAUAACUUUUAACUAUAACUGUAACUACUAUAGCCAUUUCGGUAUUAUUGUCUCUAAAAUCUCUUGUUCCAUUGAAGACAUCAUUUUGUAUAUUAUCGGAAGAUAGGAAUUUAUUUUUAAUAAUAAUUAUGUACUUAUUGUCUUUAUAUUUAUGUAUGUAAAGUUAAAGCAAAAUGCAAUUUUAAACAAUCGCUAA
This is a messenger RNA of Drosophila nasuta, 4009 nucleotides long. RefSeq lists its product as uncharacterized. NCBI's taxonomy places the organism in Eukaryota, Metazoa, Arthropoda, Insecta, Diptera, Drosophilidae. Gene Ontology annotation, biological process: activation of GTPase activity; regulation of autophagosome maturation. Gene Ontology annotation, cellular component: autophagosome. The record is from RefSeq and is a predicted model, not a curated record. Gene Ontology annotation, molecular function: GTPase activator activity.